Molecule: messenger RNA, 3781 nt
Organism: Budorcas taxicolor (takin)
Lineage: Eukaryota; Metazoa; Chordata; Mammalia; Artiodactyla; Bovidae
Product: N-acetyllactosaminide beta-1,6-N-acetylglucosaminyl-transferase-like
Exons: 3
Coding region: 62-1264 (400 amino acids)
Biological process (GO): transforming growth factor beta receptor signaling pathway
Cellular component (GO): membrane
Molecular function (GO): acetylglucosaminyltransferase activity
Source: RefSeq, a predicted model, not a curated record
UCAGGAACCGAUUAUUUCUCAGUCUUUCGAGAGAGAUUGCUUCCCCAGGGAAGUGAAAAUAAUGAACUCCUGGAAGUAUUGGUUUUUUGCUUUCAUGGGAGUCAGUGUGGUUAUUUUUGUGAUCCUUUACAGUGGCCAGUUAAGCAAACCAAAAAGUCACAGGGAUAGCUCCAUUGAAAGAGACUUGGGGAUACACGCCUGUAAGGAUGCCUUAGAUGAGAAGUCAACCUUUUUGUGGGAAAAGACAUUGACGUCCCCCGUAGGAAGUGUCCCUUGCAAGGACUACCUGAUCCAGAAUCGCUACAUCACAAGGCCUUUGUCGAAAGAAGAAGCCGAGUUCCCUUUGGCAUAUGUCAUGGUCAUCCAUAAGGAUUUUAACACUUUUGAAAGACUCUUCAGGGCCAUCUAUAUGCCCCAGAAUGUCUACUGCGUUCACGUGGAUGAGAAAGCCACAAUUCACUUUAAGAAGUCUGUGUGGCAGCUGCUGAGUUGCUUCAAGAAUGCUUUUCUUGCUUCAAAGAUGGAGCCUGUGGUCUACGCAGGAAUUUCCAGGCUCCAGGCUGACCUGAACUGCCUGCAAGACCUUUUAGCUUCUGAAGUUCCGUGGAAAUACUCCAUCAACACCUGCGGGCAAGAUUUCCCCCUGAAAACCAACAGGGAGAUCAUUCAGCAUCUCAAAGGAUUUAAAGGGAAAAACAUCACCCCCGGAGUGCUGCCUCCUGACCACGCUGUAAAGCGGACUCGAUAUGUCUACCAGGAGUGCUUGGGCAGAGGUGGCUCUUUUAUGAAAAAUACCGGUAUUUUGAAAACCUCACCUCCCCACCAGUUGACCAUCUACUUUGGCACUGCUUACGUGGCCCUCACCAGAGAGUUCGUCAAGUUUGUCUUCCAAGACCGAAGGGCCAUUGAUCUGCUCCAGUGGUCCAAAGAUACCUAUUCUCCCGAUGAACAUUUCUGGGUGACUCUUAAUAGGAUCCCAGGUGUCCCUGGCUCCAUGCCAAAUGCAUCCUGGGCCGGUGACCUCAGAGCUGUGAAGUGGUUUGACAUGAAAGAUAAACACGGAGGCUGCCACGGCCACUAUGUCCAUGAUAUUUGUAUCUAUGGCAACGGAGACUUAAAGUGGUUGAUUAAUUCGUCAAGCCUCUUUGCCAACAAGUUUGAGCUCACUGCGUACCCCCUCACUGUGGAAUGCCUGGAACUGAGGCUUCGAGAAAGGACCCUGAAUCAGAGUGAAAUUGCAAUACAGCCCAGCUGGUAUUUCUGAUCUACUGCCACUCAACGUCUAAAGGGAAAUCACCUCUGGGAAGGAGAGCCUUUUUUUGGGAGAAAAACUUUGCCUGGGUUAUGUGAACAGUCUCAGGGCCAAGGUUAUAGCUUCAGGACCUGACUGCAUAGUUACACGUCAAAAUGUCUGCCAGACACUGUGAAAUGUGCUGUCAGGAUGCUUGCACGGUGAUACUGGUUCUUAGGCCACCCUGGAAGUUUCUUGAGGUUCAGCGCUCUUUCAGGCUCAUGUCCCCAUCUGUGAUAAACUGAACUGUUUUCAGAUCUUUGCAUCAGACCCUCAUCGUAUAUAAAUAUUCUCAUGAAAAGGAGAAUGGUAGAUAAUACUAUUUAGGGAAAUAAGAAUCAAGUUUCUUUGAAGAAGGAAUUUUUUUUUAAUCACAGAUCUGUAGCCUCACAUGAGUGGACUCCUCCUGCUCUUUGCUCAGCUGUAUGUCGGCAUAGAAACUGCUUUUCAGGUAACUCUCCAGUCUCCUUUAGAACUUGAGCUGCUAGAACUGAGAACUUGGUCCUAUUCCUGAGUUUCAACAGUAGCAUUUUCAAGUUUCCUGUGCCUACAGUUUUUUGUUUUUUUUUUUUUCAUUCUUUACAUUCUGUGUAGAAUGUAAAGUUAUUCACAGGAGACCAAAUUUAAGACAGCUGUCACUGCCUGCUACUUCAGUAAAAGAUCCUCAGGUAGUUCGCUUCUUGAAUAUUUGUCAGAGUGUCCUCUGACCCCUCUCCAUCAUUUUCCAUUGAGAACAUGGGAAAGUUCUUGAAGAAUGAAGAUAUUUCAAGAGUGGAAGUGCUAUUGCAUGGGUGUAGCCCCAAGCCUUGACUAUUUCAGGUGAAUCACUUCCCUUUUUUUGCCUUCACCCCCACCAAAGUGGGGCUUCCCCAGUGGCUCAGUAGUAAAGAAUCUCCCUGUGAUGCAGGAGACACAGGAGAUCCGGAUUCAAUAACUGGGUCAGGAAGAUCCCGUGGAGAAGGAAAUGGCUACCCACUUCAGUAUUCUUGCCUGGGAAAUCCCAUAGACAGAGAAGCCUGGUGGGCUACCGUCCAUGCGGUCACAAAGAGUCGGGCAUGACUGAAGCGACUAAGCAUGCACACACCACCAAAGUGAUCUUACCUGCAAAAUGGAGACCAAAUGCUAUCCCAUGAGCCUUUAAGGAGUCCACAGUGUUCUCUGGGUAACUUUGCAGUGCCUGUGGGGGUCGUAGGAGUGCUUGGAUUUUUAAAAGCUUUCAGUUGUGGAAGAGCCUCUUUGUUACUUAUCCUUUAUCCCAUUCAUCCAUCCAAUCCAUCAGUAAGUAUUUCUUGGGUGUCUACUAUACACCAGACACGUGCAGAGACAAGAAGUGAGAAGCUUUUUCACUCUGAAAAUCUUGGCAAUAAUGCCAGCAUUGGAAAGAGAAUCUCUAGAACUCCAGAGAAUCUCACAGAGUAUAUUAUUCCCCCUGGCUCCGGCCACCUCAUGAAGCAUGUGGAACUCCCCUGACUGGGGAUCAAACCCGCGGCCCCUGCAGUGGAAGUGCAGAUUCCUAACCACUAGACCACAAGGGAGUGGCUGUAGUGGUGGGCUUAUGGGUUGUCAUAUCAGGCCCCAGAUAUCACCAAUUUCAAAGUGAGGUCUAAAUCAGAAUAUUCCGAAGAGAGAAGGGAGGGAGGGGACAGAGGCCAUAGCUGAUUGUUUUCUAGGCAUCCUGCUUUCUCUUUUACCUCUCAGGGCAUUCGGAUCUCACAAUGCUCUUGUAAACUCGCACAAUUAUCCCCAUCUUGCAGAUGAAGUGACUGAGGCUUAGAGAGGUUGUUAGUAAGCAUGAGGAAACAAGUUCUCUGAGAAUCAGGCUUCUCUUACUGGUCUCUUUAGUUCAUUUCCUAAGGUGGAGCAUCUCGAGAAGGUGAAGUGAAGCCAUAUCUAGCAUCCCACAAUGGUUUCAGUGUUCAUAUUGAGAAAACGUCCUGUCACGUCAGAAAAAUGUGAAGUCUCCUUUUGUACUCCAUCCAGUUCCUUGAUAUUUAUUUAUUCUAAUGAAAAACAGCAACUACAACUAAGGAUACAUUUAAUCCAUGCCAUGUUACUUUUUCUGCAAUUGUGCCUGUUGAAUGUUAAUCAUAUUUAACUUAAGGAAGCCCUUAAUCAUAUUUAAUGACCUUGAAUUUAAUGAAUUUUAAUGAUCUUGAAGGAAAAUCUGUCUUUUUUCCUGUUGCCGAGAGAGAUGGAAGUGCACUGGGUGAUGAAAAGUCAAGGGGUAGGGAGCACAUCGGGAGCUAAAGGCAGAAUUUAAAAUCACCUUGUUUGUUUUUUUUCAAACUUACAUCACACCACUUGAGAAGAGGAGCCCUUUACACUGGAUCUUCUUUUGCAGAAGAAGAAAUCUCUUGGAAUAGAAGGUGUUUACAUGUCUAUUGUUGGUCAUUUCUUCUGUGUCUCAAAUAUUUUAAUGUUGGGAGGGUUCACUGUUUGAACUAGUGGGUUACUGCGGGCCCGUGGAGAGGCCCUGAAAAUUUUGUUUUC